CAGAAGUUUCUAGUGAUUUUCGUUCGUCCUCGUGCGCUGUUGGUAUUGACAUCUCGACUUUUCCAUCAGUGUUAAAAUUUGAAAUGUUUUUGUGAUUUUAUGAAAAAAUGUCGCAUUUAUCGCGUGUUUUCCUCCACUCGCGUGAUUUGCCUCGUUUUUUAGGACAUUUCCGCGCGCGAAGAAGUUUUCACGCGUGUGUAACAACAAACUUAACCACACUUUCGCACACCGCUUUAGACCCCGUGUCCAAAGUCUUUCCUUUGGAUUUACACAAGAAGAGCUUUUCGAAAUUGCCUCGAAAGACCUUUAAUGGGGCGGCGACCGGAAGUGUGCGUUUUUUCAGUUCGAAGGACGACUCAGAUGGGGAAAAGCCUCCUGAGGAGGAGCCCUACAACACCCAAUUGCCGGCCACUGUGGCCGUGCCUGAGGUCUGGCCCCACGUGCCUGUCAUUGCCAUUAGUCGCAAUAUAGUUUUUCCACGUUUUAUUAAACUAAUCGAGCUCACUAAUCCGCAAUUAAUCGAGUUGAUAAGGCGCAAAGUUAAGUUAAAUCAACCGUAUUGUGGGAUUUUCCUGAAGAAAAAUGAGGAAAACGAUACUGAAGUUGUUAACAACAUUAAUGAUGUUUACAAUGUUGGGGUUUUCGCCCAAAUUCAUGAAAUGCAGGACUUGGGGGAUCGUUUAAGACUCGUCGUUAUGGCCCAUCGUAGGAUUAAGAUCACGGGGCAGAUCAUAGACAAUGACCAGGACGGAAUUAAAGAAAUGAAACUCAGCUUUCCACUUUUUAAAACCACAAUGAACGUGUUUGUAGAGGAAGCUGACGCGGAAAAACGGCGCAGAAAACCCGCCCGAAAUAACCGCGUUAAAAAAACAGAAACUAAAACACCAGACGAUAAAAAAGAGCCCCCAAAAGAACAGUUCUUAAUGGCCGAAGUCGAGAACGUCAUGCACAACAAAUUCAAACAAACCGAGGAAGUCAAAGCUUUGACUCAGGAAGUUAUUAAAACAAUUCGUGAUAUUAUUAGUUUAAAUCCUCUGUAUCGGGACAGUUUGCAACAAAUGAUGCAUCAGGGGCAGAGAGUGGUCGAUAAUCCGGUUUAUUUGAGCGACUUGGGGGCCGCUCUCACGGCCGCGGAAGCGAAGGAAUUACAGGAAGUUUUAGAGGAGAUGGAUAUUCCAAAACGCUUAAUGUUGUCACUCUCACUGCUCAAAAAAGAGUACGAGCUAUCGAAGUUGCAACAAAAAAUCGGGAAAGAAGUCGAGGAAAAGGUGAAGCAACACCACCGGAAGUACAUCCUCCAAGAACAACUCAAAGUGAUUAAGAAAGAAUUGGGCUUGGAGAAGGAGGAUAAAGACGCGGUAGGUGACAAAUUCCGGGAGAGAAUCAAAGAUAAAGUCUUGCCGGAAGCCGUCAACUCCGUAAUUGAGGAAGAAUUAAACAAACUCAAUUUCUUGGAAAGUCACAGUUCGGAGUUUAAUGUCACACGGAACUACCUCGACUGGUUGACGUCACUGCCUUGGGGGGUUUACAGCGAGGAGAAUUUAAAUUUGCAAAGAGCGUCGGAAAUUCUAGAUCAGGAUCAUUACGGAAUGGAGGAUAUUAAACGACGCAUUUUGGAAUUUAUCGCCGUUAGUCAGUUAAAAGGUUCGACUCAAGGGAAAAUUUUGUGUUUCCAUGGACCUCCCGGUGUCGGAAAAACUAGCAUCGCCAGGUCGAUCGCGCGUGCCUUGAAUCGGGAGUAUUUUAGGUUUUCGGUGGGUGGUAUGACCGAUGUGGCCGAAAUUAAGGGCCAUAGGAGGACCUACGUGGGGGCCAUGCCCGGAAAAGUCAUCCAGUGUUUGAAGAAAACGCGCACCGAAAAUCCCCUAAUUCUCAUUGAUGAGGUCGACAAGAUCGGCAAGGGAUACACCGGCGACCCGAGUUCGGCCCUCCUCGAACUGCUGGACCCGGAACAAAAUGCGAAUUUCCUCGACCAUUACCUCGAUGUUCCGGUUGAUUUAUCCAAAGUAUUGUUCAUUUGUACUGCGAACGUUGUCGAGACCAUUCCCGAGCCUUUGCGCGACCGUAUGGAAAUGAUAGAUAUGUCGGGUUACGUAGCAGAAGAGAAACUCGCAAUUGCGACCAAAUACCUCCUGCCACAAGCAAUGAAAGAUAGCGGUUUGAACGACCAACAUAUCAAAAUCGACGAUGAGGCUCUAAACACCCUCAUCAAGAGUUACUGUCGCGAAUCAGGCGUUCGAAACUUGCAGAAACACAUCGAGAAAGUGGUCCGAAAAGUUGCCUACAAAGUCGUGAAAGAAGAAACGAGCUUUGUUGAGGUCUCCAAUGCGAAUUUGGCCGAGUUUGUGGGCAAACCGGUGUUUUCGCAAGAGAGGAUGUACCCCACGACGCCCCCGGGGGUCGUCAUGGGGCUGGCGUGGACUGCUAUGGGGGGGUCAACUCUCUAUAUUGAGACCACAACGCGCAAAAUUGCAGCAGAGAAGGAAACAGACGGGUCUUUGGAAUUGACGGGGCAUUUGGGGGACGUUAUGAAAGAAUCGGCCAAAAUCGCCCUGACUGUGGCCAGGAAUUAUCUGUACAAAAUAGACAGCACUAAUAAAUUUUUGCAAAGUAGUCAUUUACACUUGCAUGUGCCAGAAGGCGCAACGCCGAAAGAUGGCCCUAGUGCGGGGUGUACAAUUGUCACUGCUUUGUUAUCGCUGGCUAAGAAUGAACCAAUCAGGCAGGAUGUAGCAAUGACGGGGGAGAUUUCACUGACGGGGAAGGUUUUACCGGUCGGAGGGAUCAAAGAGAAGACAAUUGCGGCCAAAAGAUCUGGUGUCAAGUGUAUAAUACUGCCAGAGGAAAACAAGAAAGAUUUCAAUGAUCUUCCGAAAUUUAUCACCGACGGGUUGGAAGUACAUUUCGUUAGUACUUACGACGAGGUUUAUAAUAUUGUUUUUAAUAAAAAUCUUUGAUUGUGAUAGUGUUCACUUUUUAUACAGACAAGUGUUUUAAUUGAUUUGUAUAAAAAUCGUAUUUAUUGUUCAAAAUAGUCGAAUAAAGUUUGGAUUAUUUGUUAUUCCUAUUUUCUAUGAAAUAAAAAUUUAAGACUGA
Messenger RNA from Tribolium castaneum (red flour beetle), 3096 nucleotides. RefSeq names its product Lon protease (gene Lon). The record is from RefSeq and is a predicted model, not a curated record. Gene Ontology annotation, biological process: mitochondrion organization; protein quality control for misfolded or incompletely synthesized proteins; protein catabolic process. Lineage: Eukaryota; Metazoa; Arthropoda; Insecta; Coleoptera; Tenebrionidae. The transcript has 8 exons. Gene Ontology annotation, cellular component: mitochondrial matrix. Bases 108 to 2957 code for a protein of 949 amino acids. Gene Ontology annotation, molecular function: single-stranded DNA binding; ATP binding; ATP hydrolysis activity.